Gymnodraco acuticeps is the source of this 1493-nucleotide messenger RNA. Its product is annotated as cysteine and histidine-rich domain-containing protein 1-like. The record is from RefSeq and is a predicted model, not a curated record. The coding region runs from base 1 to 1176 and encodes 391 amino acids. NCBI's taxonomy places the organism in Eukaryota, Metazoa, Chordata, Actinopteri, Perciformes, Bathydraconidae. The transcript has 8 exons.
AUGAACGUGUUUCAGAUUCAGACUGAACUGAGGUGUUUGCUUUGUAUUUACACGCAGGGUUGCACCCGCGGUCGCCAUAGCAACGUGAAGCCCCAGGAGCCUCUGCUGCCGGAGGUUUCCUCAGAGAAAGGAGACAUGAAGCACAGCAGCUGCCAGGAGAUCAUCUACCAGGGACCCAAGUCUAAAGAGAAGCUGGAGAAGGAGCGGCCCAGUUCAGACGAGGCCAGGAUGAAGCUGCCCCACAAAGUCUCUGCAUCCCUGGCUCAGGCUCUGGAGAAACUGGACCUCAGCACCAAAGCCGAGUACCAGAAGAAAGAGAGUCAGACGGUGAUGCCCGGGACGCGCUGCAAGAACGCAGGGUGUAAAACAGUCUUUCAGGGCCCAGAGACCAACAAAGAGGUCUGCACCCACCAUCCUGGAGUCCCUGUCUUCCACGAGGGGUAUAAGUAUUGGAACUGCUGCUGCAUAAGGACAAUAGAUUUCAAUGCUUUCCUGGACCAGAAGGGCUGCUCCACAGGGGUCCAUUGCUGGGUCCCCAAGCAGGACAAGAAGAAGGUGGCGUGUCGGUACGACUGGCACCAGACCGGAGACAAUGUCAUCGUUACGAUUUACGCAAAAAACGCAAACCCAAAGUUCAGCAGCAUAGAAGCAAACCAGACUGUGCUCUCAUGUCAAAUCCAGUUUGAGAACAAUAAGAUCUUCAAGAAAGACUUUCGCUUCUGGGGCGUGGUGAAUGUUAAGAAGAGUUCAGUCAACAUGGUCCCCUCCAAAGUGGAGGUGACCCUCCGUAAGGCCGACAAAGUGCCCUGGGGAAAACUAGAAGACCCAAACUACAAACCAGACCCAGAGCCCAUUGACGACUCCUUCACCGAAACCACGGAGAACCAGGAGCACUACUACGAUAUCGAAGACGACGACAUCAGCGACUCGGACGAAGAGUGGGCUUACGACACGAAACAGAACCAAAGACAGGAGGACAAGGAGGAGAAGGACAAGGAGGAGAUGAAGAAGAACGAGGAUGAAGAGAUCCAAAACUUAAAGAGGAAGGAGGUGGAGGAGGAGAUGAAGAAGGUGAGCGAGGAGAGGAAGAGGGUGGAGGAGGAGAAGAAGAAGCUGGAGGAGCAGAGGAGGCAGGAGGAGGGGGAAGGAUACGAAGACAUGCCAGAACUGGAGUAACUCUGCCGAAAACAAAGCAUUGAUGAACAUGAGAUGUGUUGAUAAUUGAAACACUUCUAUUUAAACACAUUUUUGUUAUAAAGCUAAUUAAUUGUUCAUUUCUGAUAUCAUGAGACUAACAUGUCCAACACCUGCUGUCUCACUCUGGAGGGCAGAUUUAAAGGCUGAUUGUCUUCCACAAACAAUUGAGUUACGUCUUUGGUUGACAAACACACUGGAUCCUUUAUGUUUUAUAUACGACAUAUACAAAUAACAACUUGAAGGUUCUAACCUGGAAACAACUUAUAAAGUAAAGACUGUAUCUUUCUCUUUACAAA